This is a messenger RNA of Fonsecaea erecta, 3102 nucleotides long. RefSeq lists its product as hypothetical. Gene Ontology annotation, biological process: DNA damage response; ubiquitin-dependent protein catabolic process; protein ubiquitination. Lineage: Eukaryota; Fungi; Ascomycota; Eurotiomycetes; Chaetothyriales; Herpotrichiellaceae. The coding region runs from base 1 to 3102 and encodes 1033 amino acids. Gene Ontology annotation, molecular function: ubiquitin activating enzyme activity. The transcript has a single exon. The record is from RefSeq and is a predicted model, not a curated record. Gene Ontology annotation, cellular component: cytoplasm; nucleus.
AUGACAGACUCUGUGAUGGAAGUUGACAACCCUGGGGCUGCCAUCACGGAGCUCCAGAAUGGCGAAAUCGAUGAAUCUCUCUACAGCCGACAACUCUACGUCCUGGGCCACGAGGCUAUGAAGCGGAUGGGCGCUUCGAAUGUACUCAUCGUCGGGCUGAAGGGCUUGGGCGUCGAGAUUGCAAAGAACAUUGCUCUGGCCGGCGUCAAAUCUCUGACCUUAUUCGAUCCUAACCCCGUUGCCAUUGCCGACCUUUCCUCCCAAUUCUUCCUGCGUCCUGAAGAUGUUGGCAAGCCCCGAGCAGAAGUGACUGCGCCACACGUGGCCGAGCUCAAUUCCUACACUCCCGUCGCUGUCCACAAAGCGAAGGCGUUGACGGAUGACCUGAGCCAACUCAAAAAAUUCCAGGUCGUCGUGCUUACAACUACAUCUCUGAAAGACCAACUUACAAUCUCCGACUAUUGCCACCAGAACGGCAUUUACCUGGUGAUCGCUGACACAUUCGGCCUCUUCGGCUACAUCUUCACCGACUUUGGGAAGGACUUCACCGUGGGCGACGUUACUGGAGAGAACCCAAUCAGCGGCAUCAUCGCAGAUAUUGAUGAGACUGGUCUGGUGUCGGCUCUGGAUGAGACACGACACGGACUGGAAGAUGGCGACUAUGUUGAGUUUGCAGAAGUCAGAGGCAUGGAUGGUCUCAAUGGAGCCCCUCCUCGGAAGAUCACCGUCAAAGGCCCGUAUUCUUUCUCUAUCGGUGACGUCUCGGGAUUGGGCAAGUAUGAAGGCGGUGGUCUUUUCGCCCAGGUCAAGAUGCCGAAGGUCCUACAAUUCCAGUCCCUGUCAGAACAGAUCAAAAAGCCAGAGUUCCUCAUAUCCGAUUUCGCAAAGUUUGAUCGACCAGCAAAACUCCACGUUGGCAUUCAAGCUCUCCAUGCUUUCAAAGAAAACAAGGGCACCUUACCUCGUCCCCAUAAUGAAGAAGACGCGAAGGAAGUCCUGGAGAUCACGAAGAAGCUGGCAAAGGAGAGCGCUGAAGAGGUUGAAGUCGAUGAGAAAUUGAUCACGGAAUUGAGCUAUCAAGCGCAGGGUGACCUCAGUCCCAUGGCUGCGUUCUUUGGCGGCCUCACCGCGCAGGAAGUGCUAAAGGCCGUGUCUGGAAAGUUCACACCAAUUGUACAGUGGAUGUAUUUUGAUUCUCUGGAGUCCCUUCCUACUUCUGUGAACCGGAGCGAGGAACUUUGCAAGCCCACGGGCUCACGAUACGAUGGCCAGAUCGCGGUCUUUGGCAAGGAGUUUCAAGAGAAAAUCUCCAACGUGAAGAACUUCCUGGUUGGCGCAGGCGCCAUUGGAUGUGAGAUGCUGAAGAACUAUGCGAUGAUUGGCCUGGGUACCGGUCCCAACGGUCAUAUCACGGUCACCGAUAAUGACUCCAUCGAAAAGAGCAACCUCAACCGCCAAUUCUUGUUUCGGGCGAAAGACGUUGGAAAGCAAAAGAGCGAGGUUGCAGCUGCAGCCGCUCAGGCAAUGAACCCCGACCUGAAGGGGAAGAUCACGACCAUGACAGAUCGCAUCGGGCCGGACAGCGAAGACAUCUUCAAUGAAGCGUUCUGGAACCAACUUGACAUUGUCACCAAUGCUCUGGACAACGUCGAGGCCCGAACGUAUGUCGAUCGACGAUGCGUGUUCUUUAUGAAGCCACUUCUGGAGAGUGGCACACUCGGAACAAAGGGCAAUACCCAAGUCAUUCUCCCGCGCCUGACCGAGUCGUACUCCAGCUCGCAAGAUCCGCCUGAACAAUCCUUUCCCAUGUGUACUCUGCGAAGCUUCCCCAACAAGAUCGAGCACACUAUCGCCUGGGCACGAGACUUGUUCCAGUCCUACUUUGUGGGACCGCCUGAGACUGUCAACCUUUACAUGUCGCAGCCGGACUACAUCAACACCACGCUGAAGCAGCAAGGCAACGAAAAGUUGAUCCUUGACAGUCUCAAAGAAUUCUUGGUUACUGACAAACCAAGCGAUUUUAACGACUGCAUUGCUUGGGCUCGGAUGCAAUUCGAGAAGCAAUACCAUAACGCUAUCGCGCAGUUGCUCUACAAUUUCCCCAAGGACUCCAAGACAUCCAGUGGCGCCGACUUUUGGUCUGGACCAAAGCGUGCUCCGACGCCGCUCAAUUUUGAUCCUUCGGACGAGACGCAUAUGGGAUUCGUUGUUCACGGGGCAGCCCUCCAUGCUUACAACUAUGGCAUUCCGGUUCCGCAGCUCAAAUAUGAAGAUUACGUGAAAGUUUUAGACAGCAUGAUCAUACCCGAAUUCAAGCCAGACGCGAAUGUGAAGAUCCAAACUGACGAGAAAGAGCCGGACCCCAACGGACCAGCACCGACGUUUGCGGAUGACGCCGAAGAGUUAGACAAAAUUGUGGCCGAGUUGCCCACUCCCAAGAGUAUGCCUGGUUUCCGGCUCAACGUUGUGGAGUUUGAGAAGGACGACGACACAAAUCACCACAUUGACUUCAUUACUGCCGCGAGCAAUCUCCGCGCAAUGAACUACAACAUCCCGAUUGCCGACCGUCACAAGACGAAGUUCAUUGCCGGCAAGAUCAUUCCUGCUAUCGCCACCACGACCGCACUCGUUACGGGACUGGUGGUGCUAGAGCUGUUCAAGGUGGUGGACGGCAAGACGGAUCUCGAACAGUACAAGAACGGCUUCGUCAAUCUUGCAUUGCCGUUCUUCGGAUUCAGUGAACCGAUCGCCAGUCCCAAGGGCACCUACCAAGGCAAGGACGGCGAAGUGACGAUCGACAAGCUCUGGGAUCGCUUUGAGGUAGAGGACAUUACGCUGACCGAAUUUCUGGCACAUUUCGAAAAGCUUGGACUGAGCGUGACGAUGGUGAGCUCUGGAGUCAGCUUGCUGUACGCCAGUUUCUACCCGCCCAGCAAGACCAAGGAUCGCCUGCCACUCAAGAUGAGCAAGUUGCUCGAGACUAUCAGCCGCAAACCGAUCCCAGAUCACCAGAAGAACAUCAUCUUCGAGAUUACUGCCGAGGACACGACCGAAGAAGAUGUUGAGAUUCCUUAUGUCAUGGUGAAGUACAAGACAGACUGA